Messenger RNA from Pestalotiopsis fici W106-1, 1656 nucleotides. RefSeq lists its product as uncharacterized. Gene Ontology annotation, molecular function: acyltransferase activity, transferring groups other than amino-acyl groups. The transcript has a single exon. The coding region runs from base 1 to 1656 and encodes 551 amino acids. The record is from RefSeq and is a predicted model, not a curated record. Lineage: Eukaryota; Fungi; Ascomycota; Sordariomycetes; Amphisphaeriales; Sporocadaceae.
AUGGCUGCUACAGUUGAAAAGACCGAGGAGUCGAUCCGCCUAUUCCCCUCGCCACGGCUGUCGACAGUCAUCAAGACUCCAUUAUCCAUACUUGACGCGACAUGUGCUCGUUUCUCAGAUACAAGCGCCGUCUGGCUCUUUGAGACACCUGCGAACGGCAAUGUCGACGAUGAGUUUGUGGAGAAAAUACAGGCUUCGUUUGUGCAAACACUAAAUAAAUUUCCCCAAUGGGCAGGACAGCUCCACUGGGCGCCGUUUCGAGCACACGGGCAUCACACUGAGCGAUUCAACCGCUCCAUGCUCACAUACGGCAGCGAGGCGGAUCCGGGCGUGCAAUGGACAGUCGUGCGGCAUGACUACACAAUCGCGUCCUUUGCGCCAACGGGGACCGGGAGCUUCAAUUCGGGCUUGUGGGAGGCUGGAGACGCGUUUCCGCAGAAAGACUUGGUGUCGCCAGAGAGACUGGCUCUCUACAAUCUGAAAGAUUUCCAAGACCGGCCCGUCAUGUCAGUGCGGAUUAAUGUAUUCUCAUGUGGCGGAUACGGCAUCGGCGUCAAACUGGCUCAUCAGGUUGCCGACGCCCAGUCCAUGAUGGUGUUCAUGCACAAGUGGGCAGCCAAUGCGCGGGUCCUCUUUACAGGAAUGCCGAGCUCGAGCUUAUUCAAUGAACCCGUCUUUGACCCUCAGCAGCUCGACGCCAGGGCGGCCGGGGACAUUGACGGCGAGUCCGUAGACACGGAUAUCGCCGCCGCGGCGCGCGCAAUGCCGCUGCACCGCUAUAGCUGGUGGGACGUUGAUGCGCCGGGCUACUCGCCCUGGCUGGUGGCCUCGUCCCAGAACUGCAUCCCGUCCGCCGAGGUGCUCGUCAAGACACACGUCUCGCCGUCGACAGUCGCGCCCUGGCACACUUGGGAUUUGACCCGGCCGGUGUCCUGGGGACUGGUGCACUUUACGGGCGAGGAGCUGCUCGGGCUCCAACGCAGGGCGCGGGAGAGUGGUGCGUCGCAGCAGGGAGGAGGAGCGGCCACCAUUUCUCGGACAGACGCACUCAUGGCCCAUCUGUUCCAGAGCAUCACGCGAGCCCGCAGCCUCGCCGCGCACCGCACCGCCGAGCAGAAGGACGACGACGACGACGACGACGACGACGACGACGACAUGGUCUAUCUCAACGUUUCCAUUGACUGCCGCCGCCGCGUCGCGCAGCCGCUGCCCGAGACGUUUCUGGGUUCGCCGCUGCUCAUGACGCACAUUGGCGCCUCGGCCUCGGCCUUGUGCACCUCUGCUACUGCUGCCGAUAACGACGACGGUUUAGGCCAUCUUGCCCUCAAGCUGCGCGAGACCUUGACAGCGUUUACGCCCGACAAGAUGGGGGCGAUCCUGCACGACGCCGCCUACGAGGUGUCGCCGCAGCGAUUGUGGCUGGGGUUCAUGGGUACUCGACACCUCAUUGCCACGUCGUGGCAGAGGCUGAGGGCGUACGAGGUGGAUUUCGAGGGCACAGGGGCACGGCCGGUAUAUGUUCAUCCGAUCAUGGAGAAAUGUGAUGGUAUAUUGGUGAUUGCGGAUUCGUUGCUUCAGGAUGGUGGUGUUGAUGUUUCUGUAUAUCUAGACAGGGAUGCAUGGGGGCAUUUCAGGAAAGACCUGGGCAAGAAUUAA